AUGGCCGAUUCCACUCCUCCUUCCCACGUACAGGCCCCCGAAAACCCUGACCCCAACCCCACCGGCCGCCCCUCGCCCUACCGCGGCAUUCGCCGGCGAAGUGGCAAAUGGGUAUCGGAAAUCCGCGAGCCGCGCAAGUCCAAUCGCAUCUGGCUAGGCACUUAUCCCACACCAGAAAUGGCUGCCACUGCGUACGACGUGGCGGCCCUCGCGCUACGUGGAGCUGACGCAGUGCUUAACUUUCCUGACGCGGCUCGGUCGCGUUCUGCGCCCUUGUCGGUUUCGCCGGCUGAUAUACAGGCCGCUGCAGCGGCAGCGGCUGCAGAGCUGGAGGCACGGAGUGGGGCGGUGGAGGCUUCCGAGGCGCGGGUGGAGGAGUUAGGUGAUUUUGUGGAUGAGGACGAAUUGUUCGAUAUGCCGCAGUUGCUGAUGAACAUGGCGGAGGGGAUGUUGAUGAGUCCGCCGAGGCUGAGCCCGCCGCAGUCGGAUGAAUCAGCGGGAGUUUUGGAAGGGGAGAAUUUAUGGAAGUUUGAUGAGUGA
Messenger RNA from Dendrobium catenatum, 540 nucleotides. RefSeq names its product ethylene-responsive transcription factor ERF026. NCBI's taxonomy places the organism in Eukaryota, Viridiplantae, Streptophyta, Magnoliopsida, Asparagales, Orchidaceae. Gene Ontology annotation, molecular function: DNA binding; DNA-binding transcription factor activity. Bases 1 to 540 code for a protein of 179 amino acids. The transcript has a single exon. The record is from RefSeq and is a predicted model, not a curated record. Gene Ontology annotation, biological process: regulation of DNA-templated transcription.